Aspergillus affinis is the source of this 264-nucleotide messenger RNA. RefSeq lists its product as uncharacterized. The coding region runs from base 1 to 264 and encodes 87 amino acids. The transcript has 3 exons. The record is from RefSeq and is a predicted model, not a curated record. Lineage: Eukaryota; Fungi; Ascomycota; Eurotiomycetes; Eurotiales; Aspergillaceae.
AUGGGCAAACUCUCUGAACUCACUUCCAAGGUCACCGGUGGCAGCAGCCACGGUAGCCACGGUAGCCACGGUUCCUCUGCCGGUGGUCCCAAGGAGGACUACGUCGACAAGGGUCUCGACUCUCUCGAAACCAAGUACGGCCACGGCAAGAUCAACCCUCAAGACCACAAGACUCGUGCCACCAACGAGAAGAUCACCGACGGCGCUCGUCACAAGUUCGAGAGCGCUACUGGAAUCAACGUCCCGUCCAAGAUCUCCAACUAG